GAUUUAGCGCUCCUAAUCCGACCCUGUCCCAGGUUUGUGUUUAAUUAUACUCGAGACGCCAGGCAAUUUAACGUCGCUGCGACAGUCGUGAUCCUUAAAACCCUCCAGAUCGACGUGUGAGGCGAGAUGAACGCGCAGGCCUCCCGAGCCCUCCGGACCUGCGAUCGCUUCUGGCUACCCGGACCCGCGCUCUUGCCCCCGGGCUGACGCGCAGCCCCGCCGCCCAGCCAGAUGGCCCCGGGCCAAGUGCCCCAUCACACCAGUCCCUGGUGGGAUGCCCAGGCCUUGUACUUGCUGUCCCCUCUGAUGGGAAUCUUGAGCCGGGCCUGGAGCCUCCUGAGGGUCCCAGGACCCCUACAGCCCUGGCUGGCAGAAGCCAGAAGAGCAGAUGAGCUAGAAGCUGGAGUGGAGGGAGAUGUCGAGGCUCCUCCUGAAGGAUCUCGUUUCCUCUGGCCCCAAAAUCCAGAAGAGGAGCCUGAAGACAUCGGAGCCACAGAGGAGAAUGGAGAGGCAGCACCAGGGCCCGGGGGACUUGACCUGAAAGUCAGCAGUUCUGCUCCCAAAGCCUGGGGACUUUCCUGUGGCGAUACGGUAGAGUAUGGGAAGGAAAAAGCAAACAGGCUGCAACCAGGAGAAUUCACCCAUGGCCAGCCUGCACCACUGUCCCCCACCCUGCUGCUGAGUGCCCUGCAAGGUCCUGAUAAGAGCUCUGGAGAGAAGCAGACUAAAGGAAGGGAAGCUGCUGAAGAGCAGGGAGAGACCAAGCUAGCUUAUCUUUCAUCACACUGCCAGGGUGGUCCUGUCAGGGAGGAGCAGGGGGAAGAUGGGGAGGCUGCCAGCAAAGAAGCUGCCACCGCCUCUGUUUCCCCUCUGGCCCCAGAACUCAAGCCCAGCACUUGGCUGUGUUGCCCAGGAGAGGAAGAGGAGCAAGCCACGGAGAACAAAGGAACAGAAAAUACAGAAACCAAGAGGUCCAUUUCCCCGUCAUGGUCAGGGCCCAGCCCUGGGGCCUGGCACAGUUGCUCAGGAGAGGCGGCUGGGAAGGACUCGAAGGUCAGAGAGGUAGCCCAGAAAGGAGCCGCUGACCCAGAGCCACGAUCCUUGGGUCCCCAACAAGGGCCACUGCAUGGAUCCUGUGAAGAUCACCCCAGUGAGAACGCAGAGGACAAAGACAAGGAGCAAGAUGAGGACCCUGAUUCCAGAUGGGCUGAGGAAGAGAGAGAAGCUGGGGAUUCUUCUACCAUCACCACAAAUGCCUUCCUGAGGGCCUGGGUGUAUCAGCCUGGAGAGGACACAGAGGAUGAAAAUGAGGAAGAAGAGGAGGAGAAGGAGGAGGAAGAGGAAGUGGAGGAGGAGGAGGAAGAAGAUGAGGACAGUGAUUUGGGAUCAGGUCAGGGAGGAGCUGAUGCUUCCUCAUCCACCCUCGGCACCAGCACCUUCCUAAGGGCCUGGGUGUAUCGGCCUGGAGAGGACACGGAGGAUGAAGAUGAGGAAGAUGAGGAGGAGAAGGGGAAAGAUGAGGAAGAUGAGGGCAGUGAUUCGGGAUCAGCUCAGGGAGAAGCUGAUGCUUCCUCAUCCACCCUUGGCACCAGCACCUUCCUGAGGGCCUGGGUAUAUCGUCCUGGAGAGGUCACAGAGGACGAAGAUGAGUGGGAGGAGAACCAGGACACAGGAGGUGAUUUAGGAGCAGUUGGGGACAGAGAUACUGACCUGGGCCCAGGUGCCUUCCCUCAACUUCAAGGUGCCCAGCUGAGUGCCUGGACAGCGCCACCUGGAGAGAGGACAAGGGAAAAGCAUGCUGCUGAAGCUUGGAUUGAGACUGAACCCCGGCCCCUGGCUGUGGCCAUGUAUGUCCCUGGACAGACGCCCCCAGCUCCCUGGCCUGCUCCUAAGCUGCCCCUCCGACUGCAGAAGAAGUUGAGGUUGUCAAAGACCCUCCCCGAGGAUCAGGAUCCUAAGCUUUCCGCGAAGGAUAGAAAGGUGCGUUUCUCUGAGAAGAUCACAGUGCAUCUCCUGGCUGUGUGGGCUGGACCUGCGCAGGCCGCCCGCCGAGGCCCCUGGGAGCAGCUCGCUCGGGAUCGCAGCCGCUUCGCCCGCCGCAUUGCCCGGGCCCAAGAAGAGCUGGGACCUUGCCUCACCCCUGCCUGGCGAGCCAGAGCGUGGGCUCGCCUUGGGAACCCACCUGGCCCUACGGUCCUCACCCCGCCCCCUCCCCUGUCCCUGUAGAGACCCCGCCCUUGAGCCAAGCCGUGGCCGCGCCCUGUUCCCCCGCUCCAUCUCAAGGCCCUGCUUUAGUGUUGAUGUUGAUCAAGAAUAAAGCUUUGGGGGCUGGGGGUUUAGCUCAGCGGCAUAAGCACGUGCCUUGUAAGCACGUAGUCGUGAGUUCGAUCCCCGGUAUCGAUAAGAAGGAAAAAGACAAAAAAAAAUAAAUCUUUCUGGUUUGUAGUGA
Messenger RNA from Cavia porcellus (domestic guinea pig), 2449 nucleotides. RefSeq names its product protein phosphatase 1 regulatory subunit 15A (gene Ppp1r15a). Gene Ontology annotation, cellular component: protein phosphatase type 1 complex; endoplasmic reticulum. Lineage: Eukaryota; Metazoa; Chordata; Mammalia; Rodentia; Caviidae. Gene Ontology annotation, biological process: response to endoplasmic reticulum stress. Gene Ontology annotation, molecular function: protein phosphatase regulator activity. The record is from RefSeq and is a predicted model, not a curated record. The coding region runs from base 232 to 2226 and encodes 664 amino acids. The transcript is spliced from 3 exons.